Nematocida parisii ERTm1 is the source of this 627-nucleotide messenger RNA. RefSeq lists its product as uncharacterized. Gene Ontology annotation, molecular function: protein binding. Bases 1 to 627 code for a protein of 208 amino acids. Lineage: Eukaryota; Fungi; Microsporidia. Gene Ontology annotation, cellular component: nucleolus; preribosome, large subunit precursor; nucleus. Gene Ontology annotation, biological process: endonucleolytic cleavage in ITS1 to separate SSU-rRNA from 5.8S rRNA and LSU-rRNA from tricistronic rRNA transcript (SSU-rRNA, 5.8S rRNA, LSU-rRNA); ribosome biogenesis; ribosomal large subunit biogenesis. The record is from RefSeq and is a predicted model, not a curated record. The transcript has a single exon.
AUGCAUUUUAUAAUCCAACUCGAAUAUUUAAGUUUAAGCAGCACGGGAAAAUUUUUAAUAAUGCGGUUGGCAGAUGUAUACGAUACAAAGAGAUUCAUAGCCAUCUCAGAAGGAAAUGCAGAGAGCGAUGUGUCAGUAAAGUAUAGAGCGAUUGCUCUGAACUUCUUUAAAAAGCUGAAAGAGCUCCCUACUAAAUACGAUCUACACAAUGCCACGCAGUAUGUACUUCCCAAGGAGAUACUUGCGCAUAUGCCAGAAUACUCAAAGGAAACAAUUUUUCCUAGAGCGCGAGUUCUUCCUGAAGAGUCUGUUAAGACUAAGUGGGAAAUGUUUGCAGCAAGAAAAGGAAUUGUAAGAAGCAAAAACAAAACAGGAGGAAGAGUAUAUGAUGAGGUCACACGAGAAUAUGCGCCUGCGUUUGGCAGGGGGAGUAAGAACGACCUAGACAGAAACUGGUUAAUAGAAGUAAAAGACCAUGAAGACCCUAUGAUCGAUAGACAUUCUCUACUGAAAGAGAACAAAAAGAAGAAUAAGCGCGCCCAAAAGAUAAAGGAGUAUAGAAAUUUAAAGCGAACAGAUCGUAUUAAGUGCUAUGAAAGAAGAGACAGAGACAACGAGCUAAUGUAA